Nerophis lumbriciformis (worm pipefish) is the source of this 1662-nucleotide messenger RNA. NCBI's taxonomy places the organism in Eukaryota, Metazoa, Chordata, Actinopteri, Syngnathiformes, Syngnathidae. The record is from RefSeq and is a predicted model, not a curated record.
AUGGGGAAGCCAAAGAAGAAGAGUGACCUCAGUCGAGCUGAACUAAUGAUGAUAACAAUCGCCGAUGUCAUCAAACAGCUGGUUGAAGCUCACGAAGAGGGAAAAGACAUCAACCUUAACAAAGUAAAAACAAAGACUUCUGCCAAAUACGGCCUGGAGUUCCAGCCUCGUUUGGUAGAUAUUAUAGCUGCUGUUCCUCCACAAUACCGCCGUGCUCUGGUACCCAAGCUAAAGGCCAAACCAAUUCGCACUGCCAGUGGGAUUGCAGUGGUCGCUGUGAUGUGCAAACCACAUCGAUGUCCCCACAUCAGUUUCACCGGCAACAUAUGUGUAUACUGCCCUGGGGGUCCGGACUCAGACUUUGAAUACUCCACGCAAUCUUACACUGGCUAUGAACCAACAUCAAUGAGAGCCAUCCGAGCUCGAUACGAUCCUUUCCUUCAAACCAGGCACCGUGUGGAGCAGCUAAAGCAGCUCGGCCACAGUGUUGACAAGGUGGAAUUCAUUGUGAUGGGUGGGACCUUUAUGGCGCUGUCCGAAGACUACAGAGAUUAUUUCAUUCGGAAUCUCCACGAUGCUUUGUCAGGACAUACUUCAAACAACGUAGCAGAGGCUGUAAGGUACUCUGAGCGCAGUAACACCAAAUGUGUAGGAAUCACUAUUGAGACGCGUCCUGAUUACUGCUUGAAGAGACAUCUGAGUGACAUGCUGGGCUACGGCUGCACACGACUGGAGAUCGGUGUCCAGAGUGUGUAUGAAGACGUGGCUAGAGACACGAACAGAGGCCAUACAGUUCGAGCCGUGUGCGAGUCUUUCCACCUUGCGAAAGAUGCUGGAUUUAAAGUGGUGGCCCACAUGAUGCCAGACCUGCCAAAUGUCGGGAUCGAGAGAGAUGUGGAACAGUUUAUUGAGUUUUUUGAAAAUCCAGCAUUCAGGCCGGAUGGUUUAAAGCUAUACCCAACUCUGGUUAUCCGGGGCACGGGCCUAUAUGAGCUAUGGAAGACUGGUCGCUACAAGAGCUACACACCCAGUACCCUGGUCGACCUGGUGGCCCGCAUUCUGGCACUGGUGCCACCCUGGACACGGGUUUAUCGUGUGCAGAGGGACAUCCCCAUGCCAUUGGUGAGCUCAGGAGUGGAGCACGGAAACCUACGUGAGCUGGCACUUGCAAGGAUGAAGGACAUGGGCACUGAGUGUCGAGAUGUGAGAACCAGAGAAGUGGGCAUUCAGGAGAUCCACCACAAAGUUCGGCCUUAUCAGGUGGAGUUAGUGCGGAGGGACUACGUGGCCAACGGUAGCUGGGAGACCUUCCUCUCCUACGAGGAUCCUGAGCAGGACAUCCUGAUCGGACUUCUGCGUCUACGUCGCUGCUCUCCGCAGUCAUUCCGCCCGGAGCUGAAAGGGGGCGUGUCCAUCGUCCGUGAGCUGCACGUAUACGGCAGCGUGGUCCCCGUCAGCAGCCGGGACCCCAGCAAGUUCCAACAUCAGGGAUUUGGGAUGAUGUUGAUGGAAGAAGCGGAGAGAAUGGCUGCCGAAGAACAUGGCUCCGACAAAUUGGCGGUCAUCUCAGGUGUAGGAACAAGGAACUACUACAGGAAGAUGGGCUAUGAGUUGGAAGGACCUUACAUGGUUAAACAUUUACAUGGACCCCAAAUGGAUUAA